Molecule: messenger RNA, 363 nt
Organism: Tetrahymena thermophila SB210
Lineage: Eukaryota; Ciliophora; Oligohymenophorea; Hymenostomatida; Tetrahymenidae
Exons: 1
Source: RefSeq, a predicted model, not a curated record
AUGACUAUAAAUCUGGAUGUAUGGGACCUCAAGAAUCAGCGUACUUUACUCCUUAAGUUGAUAAUUAAACUCUUUGCUAGACUUAAGAUUGCUAAAUAUUAAAUACCUCAUAGUAAGAUUGUUAAUAUUGAAAAAAUAUUAGUUAGAAAUUCAAUAUUAAAAUGGUAUUUUUUACGAUUAAAAGUAAAAGUAAUAAAACAUCUAAUAGAAAUUUUAAUAGGCUAAUUAUUACCAAAAAUAAUCAUUAAUCAAGCUUUAUUAAUUGCUCUAUUAAAACAAAUAUUCUUAAAAUUAUGUAUUUCAAUAAAAAUAAUCUAUAACUAUUUAGUAAAUAUUUAUUUAUAAUAGUAAAUAUUUUAAUGA